AUGGAUGCCUUUUUUGAUGGAUUUGUACAUUCAAGGACUACAUUAAAAGAAUUCAUCGAUCAAUUUGACAAUGCACUGAGGAAGAAAGUAGAGAACGAAAUGGCAGCGAACUUUCACUCAUUCAAUUGUAUAGUCCCAUGUAUAUCCCAUUUACCUGUGGAGAAGAAAUUUCAAGAAGUGUACACGAAUUCUAAAUUUAAGGAAGUACAAACAGAAGCAUACUUCAAUGAAGAUGAGUGCGAGGCGAAGUGCAUGUUUGGACUAUUUGAGAUGAGAGGAAUUGUAUGUAGGCACAUUCUUUCAAUUUUUACCGCAAGGGAUGUCCGAGAGUUGCCGGAAAAGUAUAUUAUGGAUAGGUGGAUGAAGGACAUUAAACGUAGAUAUACUUUGGUUCGAAGCAGCUACGAUGACUUGAGUAGUAAACUAGUGACAUGUAGGUACUCUAGUGUAAUAAAACUAUGCUAUCAAGUAGCUACAAAUGCAACUGAAAUCGAAGAUAAUUCCAUAGACAUGACACAGAAGUUACAGACAAUGAAUGAAAUUUACACUAAAUCAAUACUCCAUGCCACAGUUGCAAGUACUCAUACUUCCAUUGAUGCCGAAACUGGAAGUUCGAAGAAAGUGCUAAGUCCUCGAGUUGUUAGAGCAAAAGAGAGGCCCCCAUCGAAGAGGAAACAACCUACAAUAGAGAAGUUACAAACCAAAAUCAAAAAGGCCGGAGGGAAGUGA
Juglans regia (Persian walnut) is the source of this 729-nucleotide messenger RNA. RefSeq names its product protein FAR1-RELATED SEQUENCE 9-like. The record is from RefSeq and is a predicted model, not a curated record. The transcript has 2 exons. Bases 1 to 729 code for a protein of 242 amino acids. NCBI's taxonomy places the organism in Eukaryota, Viridiplantae, Streptophyta, Magnoliopsida, Fagales, Juglandaceae.